Plasmodium reichenowi is the source of this 2103-nucleotide messenger RNA. RefSeq lists its product as hypothetical. The transcript has a single exon. NCBI's taxonomy places the organism in Eukaryota, Apicomplexa, Aconoidasida, Haemosporida, Plasmodiidae. The coding region runs from base 1 to 2103 and encodes 700 amino acids. The record is from RefSeq and is a predicted model, not a curated record.
AUGAAUAAUAAUGAUUAUAAUAAUAAUAUCAACAUGAACCCUUUGAAUAAUAUACAGAAUUUAAAUAUGCCCAUUCAAAACAAUGGGAAUAAAUUUAUGAAUAAUAAUGACAUUCCUAUGGAUAAUAAUAAUUCACAACAAUUUAAUAUGACAUCAAAUAAUUUAAUUCAGAAUAAUACUUUUCAAAAUGGAUAUAAUGAAAAUAUUGACUUUUCGAAUAUAGGGGGUUCUAAUGUAAAUAUUAAUCCUAUUAUGAAUAAUGACACAUUUCAUACAUAUAAUAAUAAUAAUAAUAAUAAUGUGGAAAGUUGUUAUAAUAACUUACAAAGUUAUAAUAAUAAUUAUAACAUACAAGGUUAUAAUAAUAAUAACAUACAAGAUUAUAAUAAUAAUAAUAAUAAUAAUAACAUACAAUGUUUUAAUAAUAAUAACAUACAAGGUUAUAAUAACCAACCUAAUUUAUCAACCGUACCAAAUUUUAAUUGUACUCCAAAUCUUAAUUGUACUCCAAAUCUUAAUUGUACUCCAAAUUUUAAUUGUACUCCAAAUUUUAAUUGCACUUCAAAUUUAUUUUCUCCUGAAAAACAAAAUGUGUCCAUAUUUGGAAGCAGAUCAAAGAAUACUCCUCUGUUUGGUAAUAAAAGCGUAGUAGAAAAAAAAAAAGAAAUAAACAAUUUUAGACUUAGUGAUUAUGUUAGUAAAGAUAAAUCUAUUUUUGGUAAUAGGCUCAAAGAGGGCAAAUCUCUUUUUUCAAAUCCACAAAGACAAAAUAAUAUUUCAUCAUAUAAUCCAAAUCAUAUGAUGAUGAAUGUAAAUAAUCAAAAUGAAAAUGUAGUAGCUAGCGGAAAUUCGAAUUUUAUGAAUUUAGGGGGAAUCUCAAAUAAUAAUUCAACAUCAUUUAUGUAUAACCAAACUAAUAAUCAAGAUAUGAACAUAAACAAAUCUAUUAAUUAUGAUAUAAAUGGAAGGAAUAAUUUUAUGUAUAAUCAAUUUAAUAAUUCUUCAAUUGAUCAUAUAAAAGAUCUUGAAAUGUACAAUAAAAAUAUAAAUAAUGUUAAUAAUGUAGAUAAUAAUAAUAAUAAUAAUAAUAAUAAUAAUAAUAAUAAUAAUCAAAUCUUUUGUAACCAAUUUAAUGCUACUAUAUCAGGGAAUUUACAAAAUUAUUCCUCACAAAUAUAUGAAAAUAAUAAUCAGCUCAUACAAGAAAAAAACCGGAAUAAUUUAUUAUCAUCCUUCAAUGCAACUAACCAUAUUGUACCAAAUUAUGAUAACUGCUCUCAAUAUAAUAAUAAUAAUAAUAAUAAUAAUAUUUUAUUACAUUCAAGAAAUUCAUCCUUAAUUAAUCAAAAUGAUGGAAUUAAUAACAUCAUUAAUAAUAAUAUGAAUAACACGAAUCCAUUAGUUAUGUCAAACAAUUUUUCUAAUAAUAAUCAUAUAAAUUCAAACGAUCAAUUAUUCAAACAAGAAAAUCAAAUAUCUAGUAAUAUGAAUAUAAAUAAUAUGAAUCAAGGAAACACAUUAAAUAACAACGAAAUCCUACUAAAUAAUAAUAUGAAUGACAAUAAUUUAAAUAACAAUGUACAAACAAAUAAUGAUAAUGUUGACAAUAUGUUUAGUCAAACAAAAUAUACAAAUGAUGAUGAAAUGUCAUUUGAAAAAGAAUAUAUAGAAAGUAUUAUAAAUGAUCAAAAAGUUAAAUUCUUUAAUGAUAACUUUUUAAAAUUUUUACAACAAAUUACUAAUCAUAAUAUUAAUAGUUAUAAUAUAAAUAGAUCUACUAUAUAUGACUUCCCAUCUAGCGGACCAGUUAAUAAUGGCUUGUUCUAUAUAAAUGCUAUUGAAGAAUGCAGAAAAGCAGAACGCUUUGAUGUUUCUGAUGAUGUUUAUCAUAAAAUUAUAUCAUUAAAUCAAACAAAUGAUAUGACAGUUAUCAAAAAUAUUGACAAAAAUAAAAAAAUAAAUCUAAAAGAUCUGGAUUUGGAUAUAUAUUAUCCAUUAUUGCAUAUAGAAAAAAUAAAAUUUAGACAAGCAAACCAUGAACAAAAUAUAUAUGCAGCCAAUAAUGAAAAUUUCCAGCCUGGUAAUAUACCCCCGAACAUAUAA